This is a messenger RNA of Kalmanozyma brasiliensis GHG001, 1380 nucleotides long. Its product is annotated as Glycosyl transferase, family 2. The transcript has a single exon. Gene Ontology annotation, cellular component: endoplasmic reticulum membrane. The record is from RefSeq and is a predicted model, not a curated record. Bases 1 to 1380 code for a protein of 459 amino acids. NCBI's taxonomy places the organism in Eukaryota, Fungi, Basidiomycota, Ustilaginomycetes, Ustilaginales.
AUGGGUGCCGCCUGCUGCGCUGGAGGCGCUAUCGCCGGAUCUGCCGGUUCAUCCUCCCUACUCGAUGGUACGAUCUACUCGUUCCUUACCGCCAUCCCCAUCGCGCUCUACCAUCAUUAUCCUCAAGUCGCGAUCGCCCUAAUCACCCUCCUCGCUGUCGCAGCGUCAUCCCUCUACAUCCUUCUCAUAUUCCUCACACCAGACACCAAGACCAGCUCAUCCUCGGAGCUCACCUUUCUCUCGACCAAGAGCAAGCAGCCGCAGUCCUUACCGUCACUGCUCGACGAUGUGGAGGAAGAGCUUGGCGGUGGAGUGAACGAGGCGGUGCAGCUGAGCGUCGUAGUACCUGCGUACAACGAGAAGGAGAGGCUGCCGGUGAUGCUCAAAGAGACGGUCGAGUAUCUCGAUGGGCUCAAAGAAGGGCGGCGGAGUCUGGUGCAGGGUCUUCCGCUCAAGAAAAAUACCGCCUCAAACGGCAGCAGCAACGGCUCGACUUCACGGACGCCCGUUCACUCGGCCCUACACGACCCCCUCACAAGCUACGAGAUCAUCAUCGUCGACGACGGCAGCAAGGACGACACGCAUCAGGUCGCUCUUGAUUUUGCUCAGUCCUCUCCCUCGGCCGCAUCGACCAUUCGCGUCGUCCGUCUCGUCAAGAACAGGGGCAAGGGCGGGGCCGUGCGUCAUGGCGUGCUGCACUCUCGUGGCCAUCUCAUCCUUUUUGCCGAUGCGGAUGGCGCUACUUCCUUCCCUGACCUGUCCAAGCUGUGCUCCACCCUAUCCCGCGUCAUCACACCCAAGGGACACGGUGUGGCGGUGGGCAGCCGCGCGCACAUGGUCAAAUCCGACGCGGUCGUCAAACGCAGCUUCCUGCGCAACUUUCUCAUGCACGGUUUCCACCUUUUCCUCACCCUUCUGCUCCGACCGCCGACGCUGUCCGGUCUCGUGAGGCAGGUUUUCGGCCGCAAAAAGCAGAAGCAGUGUAAAGGGGUGGUAGCACUGCCCACGCAACCAGAGAUCAAAGACACCCAGUGUGGGUUCAAGCUGUUCACCCGUCCCACGGCCAAGCUUGUUUUCCCAGCAAGCCACAUUGAUGGGUGGAUUUUUGAUGUGGAGCUCCUCAUCCUCGCCCAGACGGCAAGCCAACUCGCCCUCCAGCAACAACCCCCAUCGACGCCACAGUUGGGGGGAAAUGAAGCCGAGUCGGAGGAGUUGGCCAGACUGCCCGUGCCCAUCGCCGAGGUCAGCGUCGACUGGCAAGAGGUCACGGGAAGCAAGAUCGAUCUGGUCAAAGAUAGCGUUAGAAUGGCACUGGAUCUGAUUGUGAUCCGGGCGAAUUAUGGAUUGGGCCGAUGGAAGGGGCCAAAGGCUGCGCUGUGA